Molecule: messenger RNA, 20947 nt
Organism: Coregonus sp. 'balchen'
Lineage: Eukaryota; Metazoa; Chordata; Actinopteri; Salmoniformes; Salmonidae
Source: the annotation of a GenBank genome assembly
AUGUCCAUCUCCAUCGACCACCUCAUCACCGCCGAAGAACUCUGCCACCCAGGAACCCGAAACCUUCUCUUUCCACAAUUCCGUCAUCCCGCCCGAAUCUUCCAGAGACAUGCAGUUGGGUCAUGCUCAUCACCCGUGUAUCGAACGUCAAAGGCGGAUCCAAGAAGGGAUCUGCCUAUACUGUGGAGGGAAAGAUAAUCUACUCAGCCAUUGCCCUGUUCGCCCCCCACGGAGAGAUUAGAGGGGUCCCUCCGCUGCCAUGCAGGUAGGUGGGUCUGUAUUUCUAAAUAUCUCCCAGAAGCAAUUCUCCAUCCCAGUAUUGAUAACCGUGAAGGGGGUUACUGUUAGGCUCUGGUUCAACCCAGCACUCAGAGAAACAAACACGACAAAGGGAGUGGAAGAAAUAAAAAUUAUUUUAAUAAAAGUUCAACGUGUCUUAGUCCAAAAAUCAACUGAAGAAAAGGAACAGAGUGGGCUAGUCGGCUCCGGAGGAAGGAGAGGCUGAGGCAGGCAGGCAGACCAGCAGGCGGGAAGGCAGGCAGGCAGGUUGGGAGGUAUGUCUGCACUGAAGACAAAACAAACGACAAGUUAUGGAGAGUACAGAGCCAGGCUGAAGACAAAGACAAAAUAAUUCUACUGGUGAGCCAAGUUACCGCUCUGGUAAGAACAACGAUCUGGCGCCGGUGGAGAGCCAUGCCCAGGAAUAAGUAGUGCAGGUUGAUGAGAGAAUAGGAUGCAGCUGCGUAGGCAGGAAUCACUGGAAACAACCCGCAGCUGCACAGGAGAGGCAGAUCCUGAGCACGCCCCCUGAUCCACUCCAGACACACCCACAUAAAGGGGACAAACACACAUACAGAUACAACAGACAAAGAGGGGACAAAACAAGGAGGAAGGGAAACAGAAAAGGGAGAGACAAGCUGCCCACAUAACAGUACCCCCCCCUCAAUGGUCGCCACCUGGCGACCCACCAGGCCUGUCAGGGUUGUCGUGAUGGAAGUCCGUGAUCAGCUGAGGAUCCAACACAAAACGCUUAGGGACCCAAGACCUCUCCUCUGGUCCAUAACCUUCCCAAUCGACUAGGUAUUGGAGACCCCUACCCCGCCUCCGAGAGUCCAGGAGCCUACUGACGGUGUAGGCCGGAUGGUCGUCAAUGAGGCGAACAGGUGGAGGUGGAUCAGCCGGCGGACACAAAAGGCUGGAGGACACAGGUUUCAGUUGGGAGACGUGGAAAGUAGGGUGUAUCUUCAUGGCUGAAGGCAACUUCAAACGAACCGCAGCGGGGUUAAUGAUGGACUCCACCACAAACGGACCCAGGUACCGAGGAGACAGCUUGCGUGAUUUGGUACGAAGAGGUACGUUCUUUGAUGACAGCCAAACCUCUUGACCAGGAUGAAACACAGGUGCGGGAGUCCUGCUCCUAUCCGCUGUUGUCUUGUUCCUGUCGGUGGUCCGAAGCAAUGCUUCCCGAGCGUCGUUCCACACUCUCUGGCAGCGGCGGAGGUUCUCCUGAACCGAAGGAACAGCCAAUUCCUUCUCCUGAGCAGGAAACAGAGGGGGUUGAUAACCCAUGGUAACCUCGAAGGGUGAAAGACCGGUGGCAGAGGUGGUGAGGGAGUUGUGGGCGUACUCUAUCCAGGGCAGAUGUUUGGCCCAGGAUGAUGGAUGUUGAGCAGCCACACAACGAAGGGUUGCUUCGAGGUUUUGAUUGGCUCUUUCUGUUUGACCGUUGGUCUGGGGAUGAAACCCUGAGGACAGACUAACGGAAGCACCCAAAGCAGAACAGAAAACCUUCCAAACACGGGAAGUAAACUGUGGGCCUCUAUCAGAUACGAUGUCCACAGGUAUUCCAUGGGGACGGAAUACAUGUUGGACUAGGAGGUCCGCUGUCUCACUGGCAGACGGUAAUUUUGGUAAUGCUAUAUAGUGGACAGAUUUAGAGAAUCUGUCCACAAUGGUAAGUAUAGUAUCAUUACCUUCAGACUUGGGUAGGCCGGUGACAAAAUCCAUGGCAGUGUGGGACCAGGGACAGCUGGGAACUGGGAGGGGUAGCAGCAGCCCCGAAGGGGACUGAUGGGAGGCUUUGCCCCGAGCACAGGUUGAACAGGCUGCCACAAAAGCCCGAACGUCAGUUUCCAUUGAAGGCCACCAAAAAUGUCUCCUAAGCAGCGUCAACGUGCGUCUCAUCCCAGGGUGACCAGCAAAACGGGAGGUGUGAAUCCACUGCAACACCUGAGACCGGACCGUCUCGGGAACAAAGAGUAGGUUGGGAGGUCCAUCACCCGGUCCCGGGUCCGUGGCAAGUGCAGUCUUCACAAGAGACUCGAUCUCCCACUGAACAGCCGCCACGACGCAUGAGGAAGGCAGGACUGCCUCAGGCUCGCUGGUCUCCGAAGGGUCAGCAAACUGGCGGGACAAGCAUCUGGUUUAACAUUUCUUGACCCCGGUCUGUAUGUAAGAAUAAAGUUAAACCUACUAAAAAACAGGGCCCAUCUGGCUUGGCGUGAGUUGAGUCUCUUAGUGGCUUGGAUGUAAGCCAAGUUUUUGUGGUCAGUCCAGACCACAAACGGCAGUUCAGCUCCAUCCAGCCAGUGCCGCCAUUCUUCCAGUGCAAGCUUGACCGCCAGCAGUUCCCGGUUUCCAACGUCGUAAUUCCGUUCUGUGGGUGACAAUUUCUUGGAGAAAAAAGCACAGGGGUGAAGCUUUUGGUCAGUGGGGGAGCGCUGGGAGAGGACUGCUCCCACACCUGAGUCCGACGCGUCCACCUCCACAACAAACUGCAGAGAGGUAUUGGGGUGUAUCAACACGGGGGAGGUGGAAAACAGUUCCUUCAAAACCCCUACUGCCUGCUCCGCCUCAGGGGACCACAGAAAAGGGACUUUUGGGGAUGUGAGUCUUGUAAGGGGUGCCACCACUCUACUAAAACCCUUAAUGAAUCUACGGUAGAAGUUAGCAAAGCCCAAAAAUCGUUGAAGUUGCUUACGGGUGGUGGGUGUGGGCCAUUCCGUCACUGCCCGGAUCUUCUCGGGGUCCGCCUUCACCUGCCCGCUCUCAAUUAUGAAUCCAAGGAACGAUGUAGACUGUUUGUGGAACUCACACUUUUCUGCUUUGACGUACAGCUUGUUCUCCAAGAGCCGUUGAAGGACUUGACGGACGUGUGACUCAUGCUCCUCGGGUGACUUGGAAAAAACAAGAAUAUCAUCCAGGUAUACAAAGACAAAACGGUUCAAAAAAUCCCUAAGAACAUCGUUCACCAUGGCUUGGAAAACAGCAGGGGCAUUUGAGAGCCCAAAGGGCAUGACCAAAUACUCAAAAUGUCCCAGUGGAGUGUUGAAAGCGGUUUUCCACUCAUCUCCCUUUCGGAUUCGGACAAGGUGAUAAGUAUUCCUGAGGUCGAGCUUGGAAAACACUGUGGCGCCAUGCAGAGGUUCAAAAGCUGAGUUGAUGAGUGGAAGGGGAUACUUGUUUUUAACAGUUAUGUUGUUUAAACCCCUGAAAUCGAUACAGGGGCGUAACGACUUGUCUUUCUUUUCCACGAAAAAGAACCCUGCACCCAAAGGAGACGACGAGGGACGGAUUAUGCCCGAGGCCAGAGAAUCCCCAAUAUACUGCUCCAUUGCCUCUCUUUCCGGUCGGGACAGAUUGUAUAAGUGACUAGAGGGCAAGGGAGCACCAGGAAGCAGUUCAAUAGGGCAAUCAUAAGGCCUAUGUGGUGGUAGAGACAGAGCCUUAUCCUUACUGAAAACCUCCGCUAAGUCAUGGUAUUCUUUGGGGACAGAUGACAGAUCGAGAGGAGCUGAGGGAUGAGUUGGGUUACACUUAGUGGGGGGAACCGCUGAUCUAAGGCACUCUGAAUGGCAGUUAGUGCUCCAACUGAGAAUGGUGUGACGUGUCCAAUCAAUUUGUGGGUUGUGAAGAGCCAACCAGGGGAAGCCAAGGAUUAGGGAGGUAGCUGAGCCAGACAUAACUCUUAACUGAAUGCUUUCACAAUGAUUGCCAGAAAUCACUAGGGAAACGGGGGUGGUUUGAUGAGUUAUCUCCGCAAGGAGGCGCCCAUCAAGGGCUGUGACCCGAAUGGGGGUAGGUAGUGGCUCCAUGGGGAUACGAGCUUGUGUAACGAACUGGUGGCUAAUAAAGUUGUCUUCUGCACCUGAGUCUAUGAGAGCUGAGAGUGGCAGGGAAUGACUCUGGAAACGUAAGGUUACAGGUACUUAUAAUCGGGGAAUGACGGGUUCCGGAUCUAACUCUGGGCUCGCAAGUAGACCCACCGUAACGAGUGAGCCUUGUCUUUUGGGUCGCUUAGAGCAUGUAGCCAGAAUGUGUGUGUCGUCUCCACAGUACAGGCACUCACCUGCCUGGAGGCGCCGUUGCCGCUCUGCUGGAGGUAGUUGAGCUCGACCCACUUGCAUUGGUUCCUCCUCUGUGCUCGGGAUGGGAUCAGGAACAAGAAGCUGCCGGCUCCGGGGAGGCGACACUCGAGUGGUUGAAGGCUGGGGAACUCGUCCUCCUAGAUGUGGCCGAUCGCCUCUCUCCCGACGCCUCUCCCGCAACCGAUUGUCUAGCUUAAUGGACAGGGAAACGAGAGAAUGUAAAUCAUGUGGCUCAUCACGAGCAGCCAGUUCAUCCUUAAUGGCUUCAUUCAAACCGUUUAGAAAUGCUCCUUGAAGUGCCACAUUGUUCCACUUGGAGUCCGCUGCCAACGUCCAGAACUCAAUAGAGUACUCUGCCACACUGUUAGAACCCUGCCUCAAAUUAAAAAGUAUCUUGGAGGAAUUACCCACAUGGUCAGGAUGGUCAAAAACAGUCUUCAAUUUAGCAGAAAAAUCAGCAAAAGUCAAUCCAGUCAAAGUUUGAUCUGAGCACACAGCCUCAGCCCAAACCAGAGCUUUCCCUCUUAACAGCCCCAGAACAUAAUGUACCUUAGAUGAAUCAGUAGAAAACGACAGUGGUCUCUGCCGAAAAAUCAAGUCACACUGAAGCAAAAAUCCCCGGCACUUGUCCAAUUCUCCAUUGAACGGUUCAGGCGACGUGACAGGGGGUUCCCGACGGAACGAAGCCUGCCUAAUGUCCGAGGAAACAACUUGGGGUGCAUCAAACUGGGGGUCAGAGAGAGAUGGAGAACUGAUAACAGACAAUUUAGAGACUUGUGUAAUUAACUGAGUCACCUGGUUCAGCAGUUGAUGAUUAUCUUCCACAAGAGUCCGAAUCAAUUGGUCAUGCUGUCCUAGCAACGUUCCUUGAGCCUGGAUAGCUUGUUGGAAGCUGUCUUCGUUUGCCCCAUGCUGUUUCUCUGUUGGGUCCAUGGCCAGAUCGUUCUGUUAGGCUCUGGUUCAACCCAGCACUCAGAGAAACAAACACGACAAAGGGAGUGGAAGAAAAAAAAAUUAUUUUAAUAAAAGUUCAAAGUGUCUUAGUCCAAAAAUCAACUGAAGAAAAGGAACAGAGUGGGCUAGUCGGCUCCGGAGGAAGGAGAGGCUGAGGCAGGCAGGCAGACCGGCAGGCGGGAAGGCAGGCAGGCAGGUUGGGAGGUAUGUCUGCACUGAAGACAAAACAAACGACAAGUUAUGGAGAGUACAGAGCCAGGCUGAAGACAAAGACAAAAUAAUUAUACUGGUGAGCCAAGUUACCGCUCUGGUAAGAACAACGAUCUGGCGCCGGUGGAGAGCCAUGCCCAGGAAUAAGUAGUGCAGGUUGAUGAGAGAAUAGGAUGCAGCUGCGUAGGCAGGAAUCACUGGAAACAACCCGCAGCUGCACAGGAGAGGCAGAUCCUGAGCACGCCCCCUGAUCCACUCCAGACACACCCACAUAAAGGGGACAAACACACAUACAGAUACAACAGACAAAGAGGGGACAAAACAAGGAGGAAGGGAAACAGAAAAGGGAGAGACAAGCUGCCCACAUAACAGUUACAAAGUACGUAGAGGGCUUGAUAGAUUCGGGAGCAGCAGGUAGUUUUAUCGAUCACCAGCUAGUACAAGAGCUUGACAUUGAUCUUACACCUGUCACGCCUCCCUUAAGGAUUAACACCCUGGAUGGGCAGCCAUUGGGUACAGGCUUCAUUACGCACCUGACACAGAGCGUUACCCUCCAGACUGGAGUCUUCCACACCGAAACCAUUCAACUCAUGGAACUCUCAUUUCCCAAACAACCACUCAUCCUCGGACAACCCUGGCUUUGUCGUCACGACCCUGCCAUCACGACAAGGUGAACUACUGUCCUGGUCUUCUACCUACUUCACCAGUUGUCUCAGCCUACCCUGCAGAGCCACCACCAUUGAGGACUCUGCCUCUGCAGAGCCACCCACCAUACCAUCUGAAUACGCCCAGUACAGCAAAAUCAAGGCCUCCACUCUGCCACCACAUUGCCCAGGAGACUGUGCUAUUGACUUACUCCCUGGAGUGUCCCCACCGAAGGGCCGUGUUUACCCCCUAUCUAUACCGGAAAAUGAGGCAAUGGAGAACUACAUUGAUGAAGCACUCCAAAACGGUUUCAUUCGUCCUUCUUAUUCCCCGGCUGCGUCCAUCUUCUUCUUUGUUGGAAAAAAGGACGAUGGUCUUCGUCCAUGUAUUGAUUAACGUUCCCUGAAUGAUGUUACGGUCAAAAACCGUUUCCCUCUUCCUCUGAUCCCAGCGAACCUUGAACAAGUGGGCCACGCCAACAUCUAUACAAAACUCGACCUGCAGAGUGCUUAUAACCUUGUCCGUAUACGUGAAGGCGACGAAUGGAAGACAGCCUUUAUCACCGCACGAGGGCACUAUGCAUACCUGGUCAUGCCCUACGGCCUUACUAACGCCAAUCCUUUAUGAACAAGGUUUUCCAGGAUGUGAUCAACCGCUUUCUCAUCGUCUACAUUGAUGACAUCCUGAUUUACUCCCACUCCCUGAAGGAACACAUACAGCAUGUACAAAGGGUUCUUCAACGGCUCCUUGACCGUAACCUUUAUGUGAAGACUGAAAAGAGCACCUUCCAUGUAACCUCAGUAAACUUCCUCGGUUUUGUACUGACACCUGGAGGGGUCAGCACGGAUGAGAACAAAGUCACCGCCGUUAAAGAACACCAACGUUUCAUUGGGUUCUCCAACUUCUAUCGCCGGAUCAUUCGGAAAUCAGUUCUACUGCCGCUCCCCUCACUGCCCUUACCAGCCAGGGGUUGAGGGGGGUACUGUAAGAAUCUGUAUUUGUUUUCUUAGUUCACCUUUUGUUCUUGUACGUAGCCCUGUUUCUUUGUGUUCUUGAACAUAGCCCUGUCUUUCAUUUUUGUUCAUUGAUUUCACCUGUGUUAGUUACUCACCUGGUCUCAUCAGCUCCUUAUUUAGUUCAGUUCUUACUGAUUGUACCUUAUGAGAUAUUUGUUUUGACUCUACUAAGCCUUUUUAUAGCUCGUUUGUGAGAACCAGUUACAGCCUUCAGUACUAGUUUUUGAUUUUCCUGCCUGUUUGCCUACCUGUGUAUGACCAUUGCCUGCCUGUGACCACGAUUCCUGCCUGUUGCGAAGGCGAAAUAAACACCUGCCGCGCUCUGCGAGUGAAUCUACACCUUUUUCUCCCUGAGUAUUCAUUACAGUCACAUAUCGCAUAUUGAGCAGCAACCGUCCCUGUAUAGGGACACCGAUCCCGCAGAGGUUAAAUCUAGAAUCUGCAGUUGAAACAAUUAAAAAGCUGAAGGAUGGGCCUAGAGAAAUGUAAACACUUUGAAAUUCAUAGACCGAGCUAUGGAUGCAAGGACUGACCAUCCAUGAGAUCAAAAUUGUAGUUUUAACCAUGUUUUGAGGCUAUACAGUGUUUGGUUAUGUUGGUCGACAGUUCAAUGACGGGGUACGUCAGUUGAAUCAAGCUCAUGACGCAUUUAUAAGUUAUAUUCUUCAAGAAUCAAUGUGUAUAUAUCAUUAACCCAAUGAGUCCCACUGUAACGCUGCCGCAUUUUGGACUUCUAACCCUUUUUAAAUGGAGAUGCACAUGUAUCAUGUUUUGCGCUAUGAGGCUGACAAGCUACAGAAUAGUCAUUAAUAUGUAAGAGGUUCUUCUACAUAGAAGAGCAUAGAGAAUCCCAAGACAUAGUGUCUAUAAUACUGUAAUAAGCUCACAUAGUUGUGGCAUUGAACCUCCACUCACUCUGCGUUAAAGCCACGCCAAACUGCACCUUGCCCCAAGGACCUGGCUCCGCACAAUAGGGAACGUGCCUUUAAUUACCAAGCACCCACCUUUGGAACUCCCUUACUGAAUCUCAGGGCUGCUCAGACUUUUGGGGCCUUGAAAGCAGGCCUUAAGACUAAUCUCUAUCGGCUGAUCUUCCUCCUAGACUUGAUUGUUGAUUUCAUGAUUAUAUAUGUAUAUACAUAUCUCAAAUAUAAAAUAUAUUUAUAUGGUAGUGUGUAUAUACAGUACCAGUCAAAUGUUUGGACACACCUACUCAUCCAAGGGUUUUUCUUUAUUUUUACUAUUUUCUACAUUGUAGAAUAAUAGUGAAGACAUCAAAACUAUGAAAUAACACAUAUGGAGUCAUGUAGUUACCAAACCAGUGUUAAACAAAUCAAAAAUAUAUGUAGCCACCCUUUGCCUUGAUGACAGCUUCACACACUCUUGGCAUUCUCUCAUCCAGCUUCACCUUGAAUGCUUUUCCAAUAGUCUUGAAGGAGUUCCCACAUAUCUCGCCAUCACGGUUGACAACUCCGUUGUGUCCUCCUCCCAGAGUGCAAAGAGCCUUAGCGUGACCCUGGACAACACCCUGUCGUUCUCCGCUAACAUCAAGGCGGUGACCCGAUCCUGUAGGUUCAUGCUCUACAACAUUCGCAGAGUACGACCCUGCCUUACACAGGAAGCGGCACAGGUCCUAAUCCAGGCACUUGUCAUCUCCUGUCUGGAUUACUGCAACUCGCUGUUGGCUGGGCUCCCUGCCUGUGCCAUUAAACCCCUACAACUCAUCCAGAACGCUGCAGCCCAUCUGUUGUUCAACCUUCCCAAGUUCUCUCAUGUCACCCCGCUCAUCCGCACUCUCCACUGGAUUCCAGUUGAAGCUCGCAUCUCCUACAAGACCAUGGUGCUUUCCAACGGAGCUGUGAGGGGAAUGGCACCUCCGUACCUUCAGGCUCUGAUCAGUCCCUACACCCAAACGAGGGCAUUGCGUUCAUCCACCUCUGGCUUGCUGGCCCCCCUACCUCUGCGGAAGCAUAGUUCCCGCUCAGCCCAGUCAAAACGGUUCGCUGCUCUGGCACCCCAAUGGUGGAACAAGCUCCCUCACGACACCAGGACGGCGGAGUCACUCUCCACCUUCCGGAGACACUUGAAACCCCACCUCUUUAAGGAAUAUCUGGGAUAGGAUGAAGUAAUCAUUCUACCCCCCCCCCCCCCCCCACCCUUACCCCACCCCUCCAAAAAAAUAUAAAAAAGAUAUUGUAAAGUGGUUAUCCCACUGGCUAUAAGGUGAAUGCACCAAUUUGUAAGUCGCUCUGGAUAAGAGCGUCUGCUAAAUGACGUAAAUGUAAAUGUAAAUGACCAAACAAUAAUCAAAGAAGCACAAAUAAUUUAACAAUAAAAGCGAAUACUAAUAUAAAAAUAAUUAAGAAGGAGAAAUAAAUAAAUAGGACGAAUACUACAAUAGAUUAAAAAGGAAGUUAAAAAUAUAGGCCAUAAAUAUGAAUAAAACUGCGGUAGAAAUACUGAGUGCUAGGUAUCCCUUAGGCAAGGAAGAAAUCUGAAAAAUGGGAGAAACGCACCAGGAAAAUGGGCACCAAAUGGCCAGAAGGGUGAACAUUUGAUGUCUCGGUGUGUGAGGAAAUGGAAACACUGAUAAAGAACCAUAAAGCAAAAGACACAGGAAAGAAGAGAAGCACCAAAAGAAACAGAGAAAAAUAAGUACUCAACAUGUUCAAAAUGGAAGGAGAAGGAUUGCUAAAGAACAUGCGAGAAGCCAGACACAUGUUGAGAAAAGAUGAUGAGAAAACAAACAAAAAGAAAGCAGAUUGGUCUGUGGGACCUCCACCAUAUGUUGGUGGACAAUAUCCCCAGGUGUCCGGAGUAGUAUCAAUAAAAGGAGAAAUAGAAAUGGAAGAAGAAAGACCUUUGUUUACAUCCUCCCAAAGGAUGGAAAAAGACUCAAAGAAAACAGAAGGAAUCAAGCGAAGGGCAGAAAUCAAGCCAAACAGAUUGGACUGCUAUGGAGAGCUGAGGGAAGCAUUGGGAAGAAUGAAAAUGAUGAAGAGAGAUGAUGGAGAAUUCUCAGAUGAAGAAAUGGCAGAUAUUGAAGCAACAAACGAACUAAUAGAGAAAGAAAUGGACAGGAUGAGGAGAAUAUUGAGAGAAAAGGAAGAAAUAGAGAGGGAGCAGAGUGAGGUAAGACAGCUGACAGGCAGAGAGCUAGAGGAGGAAGAAGGAGCAGCAGCUGAAAUAUGGGGAGAUUGCAAUCAAGGCGUAAGGGAAGAAAGAUUGCGGAAUAGGAGAACAUUGAGAAGACCUGAAAAAUACAAGGGACAAUAUCAAAUUCUAAUAAAAGGUACAAAGGCUCACUAUGUUCCAUGGGGAUCACAGGACCUGGAAGGAUUGGUUGCCCGUCUGCCAGAUUGCAUGAUGGGGCAGGAAAAUGGAUAAAGAUUUUUGAGGAACAAACCAUGGGGAAACUGCUGGCUGUGGGGGAUCUGAAGGCACUGUUGGCAAGGGUGGUUGGAAAGGCAAAAAUUGAGGAUAUACUGGGGAACAGUGACCUGAGGAGAGAAGUGAGUGACACAAACCCCUGGCAACAGCAGGGGAACAGCAAUCAAAAUAAUUGGAAGCAAACUGACGGCUGGCAACAAAAUCAGCAACAAAUCCAAGGUCCUGUGAACCCAUGGGCAGGGCCUAAUCAGGGGUACUAGCGGUGCCCAGAGAAUCCUACAGGGGAGGGUCAGUUUCCAGUACUAACUACACAAGCUGAUCAAGAACCUAUGCUGCAGGUUCAAAUAGAGAACAGAGGCACACCCAUGAUGGUCGACACUGGAGCCACUUACACCUGUGCAAAUCCAAAUUAUGCCUCUCACCUCCCCAUGUCUGGCAAAUAUGCCAAAACUGUAGGAAUCUCGGGACAAACACAGUUAAUUCCAAUGACAGCUCCAGUUCGCCUGGUAGCGGAUGUCAAAUCUGCAACUUUUCCUAUAUUGUAUCGGAACACACCCGUCAAUCUAUUGGGAAGAGAUGCCCUAUGCAAAAUGGGUAUACAAAUUCGAUGUUCCUCCGAAGGGGUAAUUAUAGACAAGGCAGGGUUAAACUUACAAAUGGUAAUGAAACAGGAUACAGCAAAUGUCUGGCACUGCAGGAUUUGAGUCCCUGGCGGCGUAGUGUGUUACUGAUGGUAGGCUUUGUUACUUUGGUCCCAGCUCUCUGCAGGUCAUUCACUAGGUCCCCCCGUGUGGUUCUCUGAUUUUUGCUCACCGUUCUUGUGAUCGUUUUGACCCCACGGGGUGAGAUCUUGCGUGGAGCCCCAGAUCGAGGGAGAUUAUCAGUGGUCUUGUAUGUCUUCCAUUUCCUAAUAAUUGCUCCCACAGUUGAUUUCUUCAAACCAAGCUGCUUACCUAUUGCAGAUUCAGUCUUCCCAGCCUGGUGCAGGUCUACAAUUUUGUUUCUGGUGUCCUUUGACAGCUCUUUGGUCUUGGCCAUAGUGGAGUUUGGAGUGUGACUGUUUGAGGUUGUGGACAGGUGUCUUUUAUAAUGAUAACAAGUUCAAACAGGUGCCAUUAAUACAGGUAACGAGUGGAGGACAGAGGAGCCUCUUAAAGCAGAAGUUACCGGUCUGUCAGAGCCAGAAAUCUUGCUUGUUUGUAGGUGACCAAAUACUUAUUUUCCACCAUAAUUUGCAAAUAAAUUCAUUAAAAAUCCUACAAUGUGAUUUUCUGGAUUUUUUUUCCUCAAUUUGUGUGUCAUAGUUGACGUGUACCUAUGAUGAGAAUCACAGGCCUCUCUCAUCUUUUUAAGUGGGAGAAAUUAUUAAUACUUUUUUCCCCCACUGUAUCAGAGUGGGAGGUAGACAAAACAACAAAUAGGGAUGCACAGAAUAGUAAUAAAAAGGUAAAAAGAGCAUAUGAACAUGACCCCAAUGUAUAUUUAGAUGCAAUAGGUCAACCCAGAGGAAUUCCGAAUGAAUAUAAGGCGAGGAAUUAAAUUAAAGCAGGAUUUGAAUCAAUAUUUGUCUGGAUUUCACCCAACGUAGAAUGGAUCAAUUAUGUUUAUUAUAAUCAACAAAGGUUUAUUAAUUAUACAGAUUCUGCAUUAUCAGCUUUAGGAGAGCAACUCCAGGCUACUAGUAGAAUGGCAUGGCAGAAUAGGCAGGCUCUAAAUUGGCUAUUAGCGGAGAAAGGUGGAGUUUGUGUUAUGUUUGGAGUUGAAUGUUGUACUUUUAUCCCCAAUAACACUGCCCCAGAUGGUUCAUUCACUGAAGCAAUGACUAAGCUCAAAGGACUACGAAAAGAGGUAAAGGACAAUGCUGGGCAUGAUGCUCAUGUUUGGGACUGGAUGGACUUAACUUUGGGAAAGUGGGGUGCAAUGCUUACAAAAAUGGCAAAAAUGAUAGGUAUAUCAUUAGUAGUGAUGGGAAUAGUGUUUUGUUGUAUACUACCUCUGUUAAAAUCACUUUUGAUUCAAACCUCAGUAAAACAAAUGACUGUACAGACCAUUGUUACUAGUUCAGCCAAAGAAAUACACUCAGUUCAGAGAGCUCCAGGACAGUAUGUUAAUGAAAAUGGGAAACCUUGUAAUGUUAAAGGAGGACCAAUGGAUUGUCCAUUUGGGAAUUCUGAAUGUCUGUAUGGUGUUGUUCCUGGGGGUGGAUGGGCCUGCCAUGGUUACAAAGCUCAACAGAAAAACUUGGUGGUUAAUUUAGAGGAAAACCUUUUAGACUUGUACCCAGUACCUGACUGGGCUCCUUGUCCUCAUCGUGAUGGGUCAGACAAUGAGGAAGAUACAUUGGUUUAAAUAUAUGCAUAUAAAAUGUAACCACAUAUGGCAAGGCUAAGACUAAGUAAAUGCACAGGCUUACAUUCAUUAAAAAUUAAUCUUUGAAUUAUUGGGACUUUUUGGAAGUCCCAAAGGGGGGGAAUAUAAGGAAAUAAAUUAUGUAUCAUUAAAGCAAAUGUUGGGAAAUGUCAAGGUAAAAUAUAGUUAACAUGAUUGACAUUUUAUAAUCCAGAUGCAUGUCUAAAUAAGGAAUAUUGCCAAUACAGUGUGUAAACAUGCUUUAAUGAAUGUAUGUAUAUAAUUUUUUAAAGAAAGUGUCUGAGCCAUGCCACCAAUAUAAUGAGAUAAGGGAAAGAGCCCUCAUAUGGAAAAGCGCCCAUGGCCUUUUGGAGUAAACCACAUGAGACAUCUGGACUUUGAAAGAUAAGGUUGGAGUGGCACUAAAAUAAGUUAAUUAUUUGCCCUAAGGGGAGUAACUGUAUAUGCUAUGUAAACAUGAUUAUGCAUUUGUAUGUGUAUAAAAUGAGAUAUUUAAGUCAAGGAGAGUCAGGUGUUCCAUGGAGCAGCUCGGCUUUGUUACGCAAUAAUAAAAUCUAAUUUUUGGAUCCACAAGCUCCAGUUUCUUGAGAGAUAUUUUUGAGUUGACUACUUUUGAGUCAAAUAUUUAUACGACAGAACCUACCAGGUACAACCCUAAAUCCAUAAACAUGGGCACCCUCAUAGAUAUCAUCCUGACUAAUUUACCCUCUAAAUACACCUCCGCUGUCUUCAACCAGGAUCUCAGUGAUCACUGCCUCAUUGGCUACUUCCGUAAUGUGUCCGCGGUCAAACGACCACCCCUCAUCACUGUCAAUCGCUCCCUAAAACACUUCAGCAAGCAGGCCUUUCUAAUUGUCCUUGCCCAGGUAUCCUGGAUGGAUAUUGACCUCAUUCCGUCAGUAGAGGAUGCCUGGUUGUUCUUUAAAAGUGCUUUCCUCUCCAUCUUAAAUAAGCAUGCCCCAUUCAAAAAAUUCAGAACUAAGAACAGAUAUAGCCCCUGGUUCACCCCAGACUUGACAGCCCUUGACCAGCACACAAAUAUCCUGUGCAUACUGCAUUAGCAUCGAACAGCUCCCGCAAUAUGCAACUUUUCAGGGAAGUCAGGAACCAAUAUACACAAUCAGUUAGGAAAGCAAAGGCUAGCUUUUUCAAACAGAAAUUUGCAUCCUGUAGCACUGUCUCCAAAAAGUUUUGGGACACAAGUCCAUGGAGAAUAAGAGCACCUCCUCCCAGCUGCCCACUGCACUGAGGCUAGGAAACACUGUCACCACCGAUAAAUCUAUGAUAAUCGAGAAUUUCAAUAAGCAUUUUGCUACGGCUGGCCAUGCUUUCCACCUGGCUACCACUACCCCAGCCACCAGCUCUGCACCCUCCGCUGCAACUUACCCAUGCCCCCCAGCUUCUCCUUUACCCAAUUUCAGAUAGCAGAUUUUCUGAAAGAGCUGCACAAUCUGGACCCCUACAAAUCAGCUGGGCCAGACAAUCUGGACCCUUUGUUUCUAAAAUUAGCAGCCGAAAUUGUAGCAACCCCUAUUACUUGCCUGUCUCUUUCGUAUCAUCUGAGAUCCCCAGAGAUUGGAAAGCUGCCGCGGUCAUCCCCCUCUUCAAAGGGGGUGACACUUUAGAUCCAAACUGUUACAGACCUAUGGAUGCUUGGGUAGAAGGAGGGUUGGCUGAUUCAGACAGAGGGGGGGGGAGACAAAGGAAUUCACCUAUCGGACAUUUGUAAGCUAUACUCAUGGAAAUACAAAUAUUUAGCACCCGCUCAUUCAGAUUAGAAAUGCAAAAUGUAUUUACGUGUAGCUGUCCUCAAUAUCUGAGUUGAUGAUGUAGGACUCUGGCUUGCCCACCAGAGAUCCCAAUGUCCUUGGUAGAGUUUAUGGUCAUAGUGGUGGUUAGAAUGGAUACUUCAGCAUAUCCUGUAGUUAGAUGAGUUUAUCUGUUAGAUAGAUACUUCAGAUGUACCAACAGUUGUCGGAGAGGGAUUGUCCUUCCCAACUCGUGUCUUUAGUGAAAGUUCUCUAGACGACUAUACAUGCCAGCUGCAGACUGAGAUGAUAAGGUCUAGUGCGUUGUCUUCUUCUUCACCUCGUGUAGAGCUUGAGAGUUUCAGUUUCUCCAUUUGAAACGUAUGGACUACUGUCUCACUUUUUCUGGUCUUUCUGGUCUAACCGUUUUGUAACGUUUAGCUCACGUGUCAUGUCUGCUGGUCUGGUAGAAAUUCAACCACUUGCAACAUCCGGCUUAUACCGUAGUCUGCUUGGUCUAACCAUUUUAAGCCGUGUAGCUUCAGCUUCACGCUUCCUGGUCUAAUGUUAAUUCGUUUUUCAAGGCUUUUAUGUACUUGGGGUAAAAGGGGUGUUCCAUCAUGUUUGUGCUCAUCUGGGGGCGUGGCCACUGACUGAGAAUAAAUCAAUAUGGAAAACAAUAAUCUCAUCUAGAAUGCUAAAAUCACAUUUAUCUUCACAAAAGUAUUAUUAUACUUAAUCAUUCGUUUUAUACAACAAUUAGAUGCAAACCUCAUAACUGGGAAGUGUACACCCCCAGAGAUACAGUUAUGUUGUUCCACCAUCUUUAAUGGCAUCACAACAUAGUAACGAAUUUGACAUGAUUGUUCUUUAAGUCCCCACUGACCAUUUCCCCAAUUAUUUGAUGUAGGAAUAUUGUUUCAUUAUCCACUUUUGAAUGUUGGAGUCUUGGCGGGAAGACUUCCUUUGUUCCACAGGGAAAUUCCCUCUCCCAAUACUGCAUGGCACGGAAAAUAAUGUUUCUGCAAGGAAUUUAUGACCGGUCAUAAAACUGGCCCCCAGGAAAGGGGGUGUUCAAACCUUUGCCUAGCCAGCCUCUUUGAUCCUCAGCCCGUGAGGGCAAGUCAUGACAAGGUCAAAUGCUAUUUCUAGCAGUGGAGGCUCCUCAGAGGAGGAAUUUCAUAAAAAUUAAAAACAUUAAAGUUAUCAUUUUUAGAUAAAACUAUACUAAAUAUAAUCAUGUCACCAAAUGAUUGAUUGAAACACACUAUUUUGCAAAGAAGGUCUACAGUAGCCUCAACAGCACUCUGUAGGGUAGCACCAUCGUGUAGCGUAGGACAGCUAGCUUCCAUCCUCCUCUGAGUACAUUGACUUCAAUACAAAACCUAGGAGGCUCAUGGUUCUCACACUUUUCCAUAGACUGGACUGCUCGUUCCAGCUCUUUUCUCAGUCUGCCUACAUCCUCCCUACUCUCUCUCUCUCUCUCUCUCUCUCUCUCUCUCUCUGUCUCUCGCUCUCUAUCUUACUUUCCCCCUCUUCCUCCUACUGCUUCCAACCCAUCAAGGUCACCUUCGGACUCGGCAGAGGGCGGGGGAGCCCUUCUCCGUCUCACUACAACCACUUCAUCAUCAUGGCUGCCUGUCCGAGCCUGAUCUGCUAAACUGGAUAUAAUUUCCUCCCUCCCAGAGGUAGACUGUCUAUCGGGGCUGUAGGAACUGUUUCUUUCCCUUUGUUACUUUCCUCUUUCUUUUCUACACUUGCCUCUCUUUUCCAGGCUUCAGAGAGCCACACCCUAGCGGUGUCUAGCCCCUCUGCCUGCUGUUUACCUACACUGUCUCCACACACCUUUCACAUCUGUUUUACCAUGGAUUCAAGUUUGUCUACGUCUAGACACGCCUCAAACCCAUACCUCUCCCUCCACCUACUUCCAUAAUGGAGGUUUCUCUUAUCCUUAGGCUCCAUAUAUUUCUCAUCCCCGGUUAACUGAGAACCUUGAAUAAUUAUUUUUUAUGACUUCUGAUAGAUUAUUAGUAGGGGUGUAACGAUCCAUCUACUACAUCGAUGUAUCGAUUUAUAUUCAUAUGAUCCAACUACAUCGAUCUGUGCUCGGCGAGUUGGCCUUUUGGACAACAUAUAUCGAUCUAACAUCGUUUUAAAAUGUAAUAAAUCGAUUGUAUCGAUACUAGGAAAUAACCCAUUGGAUUUAAGCACGUCAGACUUUAUAUGCAGGGGUGCACAUAACUGGUACGCAGAUACGCAAGCGCGACAAAAAUCAGGAAUGCGUAAUGCCACUUGUGUUACUACGCGCCUUUGCGUACUUGACCGAUCUUCUCAUCUAACCUUACACAUGACAUGUUGCUUGUCAACUACUGUCAGGGAUGUCCAAAAAGCAACAGACAUUAAGCAGCUUCUUUGGCGUUUCGCCACCUACAAAGAAACGCCAACUGGAGCCAGAGCCGAAGAAAAUACUUUUUUCGGAAAAGUGGCUUGAAGCUAACGAUGAGUGCACUGAAAUGUGGUGCAAGAUUUGCCACUCAAAUCCACAUCUAGCAGACAAAACAGGUGCAUUUUAUAAAGGCUCAAAGAAUUUCAACCAUCCUUUAUUUGACAAACAUGAAAAGAGCAAGGAGCACACGAAUGUGGCGCAAGCCAUUGCUAAAAGCUAGCCGAGAAUAAAUGUCCAGUCGCCCACUUGCCAGAUGGCGAGACAAGCUGAUUGAAGAACAGCGGCAAGCUCUGUUUAAUAUUUUUCUCUUUCCAUAAAGCUAAACACGCACGUCCCAUGUCUUCCUAUUCUGAGGAUGUUCAUUUACUGAAUGCUUUUUGAUGGAUCUGAGGACAUCACAAAAACUGAGCAGGAAAUAGUUUACAUUGUGUCUGUGUCCAGCAACGGAGAGUUUACUUCAGACUUUAUUGGACUGAUUGAAUUGGGUGCUGACCAAACCGCACAGGCCAUAACAGACGGACUUGUGAGACUUUUGGUAAGUUUCAUAAUACCAGAUGGUCUGCAUGGAGUCAUGAAACACUGUUAAAAAUAUCAAGACUAUUGCCAGCCAUUAAAAUGCAACUGGUUACCAGGUAUUUAUUUCAGUCACACUGGUUGAAUUUUUGGCUAAAAGGUUACUGAAUCGAUUUCAAGUCACUGAAUCGUUUCGGAUCGUAUCGUUCUAAAUGAACCAAUAUCGUCCUUGAAUCGUAUCGACAACCACGAAUCGUGAUACAAAUCGAAUCGUUGUUAAAACGAAUCGUUACACCCCUAAUUAUUAGGUUUCACACAUAUACGAAUGUAAUAACCUGUACCGUAAUCAAUGUCGUUCUCUAUGGCUUCUGACUGAUUAAUAUCUCUAUCUCAAAUGUCAGCAAUAUUCCUCUGCUAAUACAGUUUUCAUGUCGUUCCUUAUGACUUUCGACUGAUUAAUAGAUCUAUCUCACAUGUCAACAAUUAUUCCUUCCUUGAAACAAUGAAUUAUCCCGACUUUCGAUGGAGAAUUAGGUCUCACGUAUACAGAUUUACGUAAUCUUCAUGACCAUUUUUGCCGUUUCUUAUGACUUUUGACUGAUUAAUGUAUCUACCUCACGCGACAAUAAUUAUUUCCCUGUUAAAAUAUUUUUUGACUGUAUUCUUGUACUGUCUCAAUAUUAACUAGUUUAUAUUGGUAUUGGCCUAUUACCUUGAGUCUUUGCGGACCCACUUCCUGGUCUUACACCCGCCCCGUUUUAUAUUUACCUAGAAUACUGGCGCAUGGUUUUCUCUAGAUAAACGUCGAAAAACAGUAUACCGGAUGACGACCCCGUUUUGGAUUAUCGACGAAUUACUACCCUCACUUCAGCAGAUUUAAACUGUUAAGUUCUUCUACUGCAGUUUCCAGAUAUCAAUCCCCCAAAAUCCAUGAAUAAAAAUUACUGACCUUAUCCUUGCAGCCGGGAUUUCAAUGUAGGUUGAAUCUCGUCACCAUUCCUGUCAUGUACCAGUUCGCCACCGGCCUGAAAUAGACCCUCAAUUUCAGAGGUCAGGUCUUUGUCAUACGGAUCCUGGAUCUGCCCGUGCACAGUUUUCGGGGCUCCCUGGAACGACAGCAACAGGUAUUGAGAUCCGGCUCGAAGGACCAAGUUGUCACGAGAGUUUUGCUAUCUAAAAAAAAAAAAAAAAAAAAACUAUCUCAAUGGUUGAACUCAACUAUCACUCAAGCUUUGAAUAAUUCCCAGAGGUUGUAAGGCUCUGGUUAAUAAAGAAUUAGACAAAGUCCCAGUCUGCAAUAGAUCAGUCUUUUAUUCAGAGAGUGCUCUGCCCCCAAAGUGCAGAGGAAGUCCUUUUAUUCACACACACAAGUUCUUAUCAUAGGCUACUCCCUGCUUAGACGGGCUGUGUUUUUCCAUUAGGCUUCUACAUGGUUAUCUCGUCUAUUUCUAUGUCUAACUAAGCUACACACAUCAGAUUAUAGUCUUAUGAUUCUAACAUGACCACCCAUACACAAAAAUGUAUGCACGCAUGACUAAGUCGCUUUGGAUAAAAGCGUCUGCUAAACGGCAUAUUAUUAUUAUUAUAUUAUUAACAUUUCACACAGUUAUACAGUUUCGGGGUGGAAUACUUUAGUCAUUACCUUAAACAUACAAAUCUUCUAUCAACAGUAAUUAUGACAACUUCCGGAGGACGUCCUCCAACCUAUCAGAGCUCUUGCAGCAUAAACUGACAUGUUGUCCACCCAAUCAAAGGAUCAGACAAUUAAUCUAGUACUGAAAGCAUAAACUACAGCUAGCUAGCACUGCAGUCAUAAAAUGUGGUGAGUAGUUGACUCAAAGUGAGAAAAAUAAAAUAAUUGAACAGUUUUGAACAAAUUAAUGUUUUCCUAAAUGAAGGAGAAGCAAGAGAGAGAGCGAGAGAGAUGGUCAUUUUUUUCAGCUUCACUUACUUAGCUAGCAAAUGCAGCUAGCUAGUUUAGCCUGCUGAAACACCCUGCUCAAACAGAGGGAUGCUAUGUUAGCUAGCUGGCUAUGACUAUCCAACAAAACACUGGAACUCUUCCAAGUCAAUGUACGUUUUUGGUUUUACUAAUUUAUUGCCACCAGGGCCUGCCGGUGUAACUGCUUACUGACUGUACACUGUAACGUUACUGCAUGAUUAUAGUGGGUUUACUAACGCGUUAGUUCUAUUAGCUAUGCUGACUAUGAUGUUACUUUAGCUAAUAUGGUGAAAACGAUGUAGGCUGUGUGUAGCGGUCUGGCUUGGAAAGAUUUUUUCGCCUGGUCACAUACAGGUCAUGUGUUGUGCAUUGAAGUCCACAAGCGAAGGGAAGAGUUGAAAGGAGGAGAGUGCAUAACGUAGAUGUGAGAAGGAAUACAACAUGGCUGCUAUGAAACUGUGAACUUUCAUUCAUAGGCUAGGUUGUAUCAACCUCAUGAUGGGUAUAGGGAAAAUUAGAGUAUCAUUUAGUAGCCUAAACCUAUCGCUGUUACAUUUAACUGGGUGAAUGGAAUAUGAACGACAGUCAUCGAAUAUGCUGUAAUAGAAAUAAAGCCAUGUUCAUUAAAAAAUAUGGUUUCCCUCAUCUGAAACGGCACUGACCGCCACUGAUUUCUAGGUGGUUUAGGGUUAAGGUUAGAAUGAGUGUUAGUGUUAGAAUUAGGUUUAGGAGCUAGGGUUAGUUUUAGUGUUAGGGUUUGGAGAUAGGGUUAGGGUUAGGUGUUAGGGAAAAUAGGAUUUUGAAUGCGACUGAAUUGUGUCCCCCCACAAGGUUAGUUAGACUGUGUGUAUGUGUGUGUGUGUGUGUGUGUGUGUGUGUGUGUGUGUGUGUGUGUGUGUGUGUGUGUGUGUGUGUAGAGAAGUCCAGGCCUGCCUGUCUGCAAUUAUGACUUUGGUGAGCUGAGAUUAUUCUACAGUCAAACUCCCCCACACUGUUAUGUUCCUCUCACUCGCUCUCUCUUUCUCUGUGUGUUUGUGUGAACACAUUAACCAUGUAAGAAAUGAACAAAAAUAUUAUUUAACAAAUGUAUCAUGGCUUCUUGCAUCAUUAAAGGACAAAUUGAAAUGUAGAAUACACUUACAAAGAAGAUUACAAAGCAGAUGCAUAAGACUUAGAUAUCGCUCCAACAAUCUUUACAUUCACUUUCACCAGACAAGGAGCACUCCAAGACUCAGAACACAUUCAUAGCCAGUGUGUCGAAGUCAGUGAUCAAGCAGCUCCUGGACCUUUUGGAGGAAAAGGUGCUGAACUAUGAGGAGAACAGCUCUAGGGCAGAGCAGGCAUGA